Messenger RNA from Bacidia gigantensis, 789 nucleotides. RefSeq lists its product as uncharacterized. NCBI's taxonomy places the organism in Eukaryota, Fungi, Ascomycota, Lecanoromycetes, Lecanorales, Ramalinaceae. The transcript is spliced from 2 exons. The coding region runs from base 1 to 789 and encodes 262 amino acids. The record is from RefSeq and is a predicted model, not a curated record.
AUGAUCAUAAGGCCAAAGCUCAGUCACUUUCUCGUCUCCAUAUAUCUCUGCGCGACCCUCACAUCAGCUUGGCCAUGGCCACCCUCGUUAUCCUUCCCAGACCUUGAUAGCAUACUCGUUCGGCGGCAAGACGAUGGAAGCAAAGAUUCUUCCUCCUCCGCCUCCGGGGCCAAGCCCACCGACUCACCGUCCAAAAGUGCAGCAGCAUCGACAGGCAAAUCCCAGUCAUCCAGUGCUAAGGGCUCUGCUACCAGCAAAGGUAGUGCAGCCGCUACAACCACCGGUUCCCAACAAUCAGACGAUACCGUAGAUCCUCGCCUUCCACCAGGAGGCGUGAAUAUGGUCACUCCCUCGGCUCUAGCAACGAGCACCUACUACAAGAUUGGGGUGGAUAGUGUAUCUAUGGUGUGGAACUACACCUCACUCUCGGUCACCCCCUCAAAGAUCGACGUCCUAGUCUCCUGCUCCGCCAAUCAAGCAACCUACACGCUUGCAUCAAAUCAAUCGUUUGAAAAGACUGGCAGUGUUGUGUGGGACACACAGCCGGAAGUGACAGGAACAGCACCACUGCUGACGGAGACUUACACUCUCAUCAUUCAUGAUGCGGCGAAAGCCUUGACAGAUAGGCCGGAGGCAGGUCACUUGGGCGCGUAUAACCAGUAUACUUUUGGAAUGUAUGUUCCACAGAAGUAUACGCCAAGAACUGGUAAGUCUCAUGAUAUUGAUAUACUGACUUUUUUCGCGCGGCUGACUGGGGCGGAUAGAAUGGAAGUGUGCUACCUGCAAUGA